GCAUUAAAAAAUGAGGCAGAUAGAGAAAGUCUCACCCCUCUCAAAAAAUAUAUUUCCUUUCAACUAAUUCAACAUUCCCUUUUCCAGAAUCUUUCUCAUUCCAGCCUUUAUUUUCCUGUUACCCUCUAAGCAAAUGGAUACUAAGCCUUCGUACACAGAGGUCGCCACAAACGCUAUUUCUUCAAAUGAUCAACCUAUGGACUAUACAACAAUGGAUGAGGAAUCUGAUGAUCUAGAAGAAGAUCUCAUUAAACUUUCUGUGGCAGGUUAGACUAGUAUUUAUGCACCCUGGGAUUUCUCCGUGAUUCUAAAAAUGUUUGGGGGGACGGUUACCCAUGAAUUUCUAAAAUCCAAGCUGGAGGCCUUGUGGAAAUUACCAAAACUUCUAUGUCUCAUCGAUCUAUGGUAUGAAUUCUUCACCGCUAAAUUCAAACAUCGCGAGAGUCACGAUAUAGUAUUACAGAAGAGGCCAUGGUUUGUGGAAGGAAGCUUUAUCUCUAUCAGGCGAUGGGAACCCAAUUUUGUUCCCAGCAUAUCCAAAAUCAAUUUUAUAGUAAUCUGGAUACGAUUACCUCAAUUACCCACAGAGUUCUUUGAUCUUGGGAUCUUAGAGAGGAUAGGAAGAAAAAUUGGGAAACUAUUGAAAGUCAAUGCAUGCACCUCCUCUUUGAUUUGUGGUCAGUAUGCUAGGAUCUGCGUUCAAAUGGAGUUAGGAAAAUCAGUCAAAACCUCAAUCACAGUAGGGAAUCAUAAACAAAUCCUGGUCUAUGAAGGGGAGAAAAAUUUAUGCAGGCUCUAUGGUUGUCUAGGUCAUACAACUCACUCUUGCCCGGAGAAAACACAAGAUCAAAUUUCGGCAUCUUCCUCGACAUAUCUUACCUCCAUAAUGUCUGAGGUAUCAGUCCAAGAAUGGCAGACAGUCCAAUUCCCUCAGAGAAAAAAUCAACAUCGUCUGGUAACUCCUAUCAAAGAAAUUGUGAUCUAUAUGCGCAAAAAUGGAAAUCCACUCUUUAAUCUUUACCUCUAUGAUUGAAGAUUGAUGCUAAGAAGGUUAGGCGCGCCCCUGGUCCAACAUUAUUUUAGGGAACAAAAUCAAGUCGUUGAUGCUCUGGCAAAGGAAGGCUCUAAGAAUUAAUUUCCAAAAAAUUGUAAAGUUUUUGUUACCCCCCCCCCCCCUUUUGUAGUCCACAUAGUAUGGGAUAAUUUGGUUGGCAAGAGCCAAGGUAGAACAAUAUCAAACUUGCAGAUGAUGGGGUUGUGCCCAUCUUUUUGUAUAUUAGAGCCAAACUGAGCUCAACUCUUAAUUUUUUUUUUAUAUGAAUAUCACUCUUUUUAAAC
Molecule: messenger RNA, 1338 nt
Organism: Capsicum annuum
Lineage: Eukaryota; Viridiplantae; Streptophyta; Magnoliopsida; Solanales; Solanaceae
Exons: 2
Coding region: 314-1033 (239 amino acids)
Source: RefSeq, a predicted model, not a curated record